Messenger RNA from Sclerotinia trifoliorum, 2007 nucleotides. The record is from the annotation of a GenBank genome assembly. NCBI's taxonomy places the organism in Eukaryota, Fungi, Ascomycota, Leotiomycetes, Helotiales, Sclerotiniaceae.
AGACUGCCACUGCCCCACCGUCCUGUAGUCCUGUAGUCCUGAAAACGCAUUUGUUGAUCUUCCUACUUUUUUCUAAUAAACAUUCAUCGGAAAUACUCAUACCAUAAUACACACAAACACACAUAGCAUUUUUGAAUCAUUCAUUCAUCCCAAGUACGACUUAUUCAGCCUUACCGCCUCUUAUCGUACCUAUUCAAAAACAUCUUUGCUAUCGGGGAAAAGCCGAGGAGUUAUUCUAGAUCCAUCAUCUUUUGAUUCAGUUUCCAGUCUCCGGGUUCUUGUGUAUGUCUUAGAACUGCGCAUACCGUACAUUCCCAAUAUUCGAAUCAGAUAUUUUGGUCCCAAAAGUCUGUACUGCUUCCUCUUGCUUUGCCUCGCAAGUUCGAUAUCUUUUUAACCUCAAAAUACACAAUUCUGCUUUCCAUUGCAAUGUCAACAACAACAACAAGUUACGAGCGGAUAUCAACCCAAUACGAACCAUCUGCGAAAGGGAUAGUCGACGUCUAUUCCCAAAAGAGCUUUGCAUCGGAAAAUAACGGUGAUCCGCGGUGUGUAAAGUCGACCGUUGAGUUACCCGUUCAUUUACCACCUUCACCUGCCGAUAGUGACAAGAUGGAUACUAGUCGGCCAUCCACAUCUCCCUCUCCGAUCAUUAUUGAAGGUCAACGAAUUACUAGAGAUAUUUCACGCGGCACUCCCGGUGAUAUCACUAAAUCGAGCAUGUCAAAGUCACCCGAGCAAAAACAGUUAGCGAAGAAGAGAAGUCAGUAUUACGGUGAUGCAUUUGCAUACCGAGAACCCACGGGCAGUGCUAGAGAUAGAGUGAGCAGGGACAGUAUGGUUCUUUGUGAACUAGUGACAAAUGUCAUUGUUGGUUUCCCUCUUCUUGUCUCAUUUCGCCUACUUCUCUCCUAAAAGUCAGUUACUAAGAUCAUGUGCAAUAGAUGCGUGAAGAACACACUCUCCUCACAAGUCUCUCUAAUAUUCUCUCAACACGCUAUCAACGUCCUGAAUCGUCCAUUUUUGUUACCCUCAAACAUUCCGCAUGCUUCAUCGUAGCUGGUACUUUCGAGCCUGCUUAUAUUAUGACUAUAACUGCACUUCCGUCACAAAUGCAACCUGUUACGAACAAGCGAAAUGCAUCGCUGUUGCAGAAUUAUAUGGCCACCACUGAAUUAUAUGUCGAACCAGAGCGCGGUAUUAUUAAAUUUGUCCCAUUGGCAGAGGAGAAUUUUGCGACCAACGGAAAGACUGUCGCUGGUGAAAUAGAAGAACUAGAACGGGAGACCGCGAAUGAUGGCUCAGGGCACCGCAGCUUGCAUACUCCAGGGACGGUAAAGAGUAAGAAAAGAAUGAGCACCAAGUCCACGAAAAGCCUCAAAUCCAAGAAUUUGCAAACGCAUGAAGAAUACACGCCUUCGGUCAGUUCAAGGGAAAGUCCGCCAUUACCACCUAUGCCAGUUGAAGUGAAUGCGUUGGAUAAAAAGGCGAUGAAUGUGCAGAAAUUAGGGAGAAGAAAGAGUUUUAUGGCAGCAGUUUUUGGAAAUAAGUCAAAGUCUUGAAGAUGUUGAAGUGGCACACAGGAGAAAGAUGAUCGACUGGAACAUCUUGAGGAUAUUAAUGAGUGGUUAUAGCAAAGUUGCAAAAGCACAAAAGCGCUUGGCAUUUUCGCUAUUUAUAUAGCGACGGAGUUUAUCGGGACAUGGGAUACCCGGAGUACAUGGAUGGAUGGGAAUGAUCGGUACGAUGGAUGGAUAGGGCUGGGUGAAUGAUGCGAUACUUUACCGGUUGGUUGGAUAUGGGGUCAGGGUAUUAUGGAUAUAUUGCUUUCUCGCUUUUUCGCUGGCUAGCAAUAAAAGUACAGGAAGGCAUCUCGUGGGAUGAGAUGAGAUGAAAUGAUUAAUGUUAAUAUUAGGAUAUAGAACUGGAGCACCUGCUUGUUUGUACCAUAGGUUUGAUGGGCGGGCAGGAUAUUCAUAGCAUUAAUACUAAAUGCUGAAAGUAUCA